Messenger RNA from Leptinotarsa decemlineata (Colorado potato beetle), 927 nucleotides. It is a transcript of the gene Tpi, whose product is annotated as Triose phosphate isomerase. Gene Ontology annotation, cellular component: cytosol. Gene Ontology annotation, molecular function: triose-phosphate isomerase activity. Lineage: Eukaryota; Metazoa; Arthropoda; Insecta; Coleoptera; Chrysomelidae. Gene Ontology annotation, biological process: gluconeogenesis; glyceraldehyde-3-phosphate biosynthetic process; glycolytic process. The record is from RefSeq and is a predicted model, not a curated record.
UUAGUACCGGCUAGGAAGUAGUUAUUUAUGGAACAUAAUUCAGAAUAGUGAGAGUGAGGUUAUAGUUUGACCUUUCCGUUUUUGAAGGUUAUUCGGCAUAAGAAGAAUUAAUUGAUCAAAUACCUUUGGAAAACUGAGCAAAUUGAGGUGUUGACGACAAUUGAAACAGUGCAAAAUGGGCCGUAAAUUUGUUGUUGGAGGAAAUUGGAAAAUGAAUGGAAACAAAGCGCAAAUCUCAGAUAUUUUAAAGUUCCUUGAGGCCGGUCCUCUCAAUCCUGAAACUGAAGUAAUUGUUGGAGUACCAGCUAUUUACCUAGAUUAUGUAAAAUCUAAUGCUCCUGCGAAUGUCCAAGUUGCUGCCCAGAAUUGCUACAAGGCUGACAAGGGUGCCUUUACAGGUGAAAUUUCUCCAGCUAUGCUGAAAGACAUCAAAGUUAAUUGGGUUAUUCUGGGACAUUCUGAGCGAAGACAACUUUUCAAAGAAACAGAUGAGUUGAUCGCAGAAAAGGUAGCCUUUGCUCUAGAAAGUGGACUAAAGGUGAUUGCGUGUAUUGGCGAAACUCUAGAGGAACGUGAGGCUGGUAAAACUGAAGAAGUUGUUUUUAGACAAAUAAAAGCCAUAGCUGAUAAAAUUAAAGAUUGGUCUAAUGUUGUGAUUGCAUAUGAACCAGUGUGGGCUAUUGGAACAGGAAAAACUGCCACUCCACAACAAGCUCAAGAUGUACACAAAUCCCUUAGAGAAUAUAUCAGCCAAAAUAUCAGUCCUGAAGUUGCACAAAGCAUCAGAAUUCAAUAUGGUGGCUCAGUCACUGGAGCCAAUUGUAAAGAACUUGGAACACAGCCGGAUAUUGACGGUUUCUUAGUUGGUGGUGCUUCUCUAAAACCUGAAUUUGUCAAUAUUGUAAAUGCAAAGUGAUUUCAUUUUUA